Molecule: messenger RNA, 389 nt
Organism: Linum tenue
Lineage: Eukaryota; Viridiplantae; Streptophyta; Magnoliopsida; Malpighiales; Linaceae
Source: the annotation of a GenBank genome assembly
CUAACUCGAAUUGAUCGCCCUAACUUCUUCCCUCCAGUAAUUGACUGCGACCGCCGCGCUUUGCUCCGCCGAAACUCAAUCGCCGACGCCCUGAACGAAAUUGACAUUAAGCAAAGGGUAAGCGUCCUCAAUCGUCCACCUUCUUUCCUCCAAAAAUUGACGCCGACUGGACAAGCAAAGCAGAACCAGUCAUUCCUGAUCGACCCGCGAUGAGUCAGAUGGAGGGGCCGACCCGACCCGCAGCCAGGCGGACGAUUCCUUCUUCCUCCUCCAAAAACCAUCGCUCGGCAUGAGUAGAGACGAUUGAACCGGCGGAGCAGAACCCAGCAAAGGUGAGGUGGCGGUGGUUGAGUUUCGGCAUAGCAGUUGGGCGGAAAGAAGGGGAAGGG